Phasianus colchicus (ring-necked pheasant) is the source of this 3252-nucleotide messenger RNA. RefSeq names its product microfibril associated protein 5 (gene MFAP5). Gene Ontology annotation, cellular component: microfibril. NCBI's taxonomy places the organism in Eukaryota, Metazoa, Chordata, Aves, Galliformes, Phasianidae. The record is from RefSeq and is a predicted model, not a curated record. Gene Ontology annotation, biological process: embryonic eye morphogenesis.
CACUACCCCCCCCCCCCCCCCCCUCAUUCCAGCUGCAUGAUGACACCACAUCCCACCAUCUCACUGGCUUCUCCUUUUUCUUUCUUUCUUUCUUUCUUUUUUUUUUUUUUUCCCCCCCCUCAAAAUUGUAUUUUGAAGACAAUCAAAAGUAGAGCAUGUUCUGGGUGUGGUUGCAUUUGAUUUACCCAAUAGCCAAAGUGGGGGGAACUGCUAAAGGAGAAAGACAGAGCAUCUGCUGCUGAAACAAGCGGAGACCAAGGGCAGCAGGAUGAAGACCUCUGCAACCUUUACAGCACUGUGUCUCUUAGCUUUCUCCUUGUCCCCAGCUGGCUGGUUUCCAUGGGUGGUCAACGGACAAGAACUGGAAAGUGUAACUGGUGAUGUUCACACAAGCUCUCUCAUCAGCACCCCUGUUCAGUCUGACAGUGAAACUACAACAGCUUCAUCAGAUUGUCGUGAGGAACAGUUCCCUUGCACACGCCUGUAUUCCGUUCACAAACCAGUAAAGCAGUGUAUCAGCUACCUUUGUGUUACCAGUGUGCGUCGCAUGUACGUAAUAAACAAAGAGGUGUGCUCUCGCAUUGUCUGCAAGGAAAAUGAAGUCAUGCAAGAUGAGAUCUGUCGCCAGCUGGCUGGCCUACCUUCUCGACGUCUCCGCCGAUCUGGGCAACUCCCAUAUCUCCCUUGCAAACAGAUCCUGGAGCAGCAGCACAGGAGGCCUGAUGCUCUGUGAGCUACCAGAAGUAGAAGAGAAAAAAGAAGAGAGAGAAGAGAAAUCAUUAUCCCCUGCCCACAGCCCAAGACAAGUCCUUCUUUCUUGUUGUGAUUCCCCCACCAUUUUCUUGCUUCUCUGUCUUCUCCCACAUCCUCUUCUUCAAGUGCUGCAGCGCACAGAGUUCCCUAUCUGUCAUGGUAGCUGCAACUGUUUUCUAAAUCUGUUGCUGAGGAUGUGGGAUGCUCCCCUUUUCUCUCAGUUUCUGUUUGGCAGGCUUGUUUCCCAGAGGUCCUUAUAUCUGUGUAUUGUCUCUGCAGAGAAACAUGAAUGGAGAUGGGGUGUCCUCUCCAAUGGUAGAAAUGCCGUAAGCUGUGUCUCAUGUGGAGGAAUGCAAGACUGUAUGCACAAGGCUUUAUGCCCUGGCCUAGGCUUCUUGCAUGGUACGAGUAUGAGUUCUGAUACUCUUAGUCAUACUGUUCCUCUCCAGUCCUCCAUGGCUACUGAGUUUGCUCUGUGUCUGCUGGAUUCAGAGAGGUGACAGAACUGGGAGGUGAGCUGUCUUCCACCCAAGGCAAACCUCAUUGUAUGGCAGCAGAUGAUUUGUAACUACCUCUGGGAAGUUCUUCAUUUCAUGCCCAUUGUCUCCCUCACACAAAUGCUACCAAAAAGAAGAAUUCUGGAUUUAAUAUGGCAUUAUACUUUUAUCAAGAAGAUUAUGUUCCCUAGAAGAGAGAUCUCUCUCCUCAUCUCUCCUUUUCUCUCCUCUGCUCUGCUCUUCCCUUUCCACUGAAGAAAACUCUUGAUACCCAUUUCAGACAAGUUUCAGGAAGCAGGAAGUAUGAAUACAUCUGUUCCUAAGCCCAAGAGAGCCCCAAAAACAUGUGUGUCCUUAAAGAACUGGGGACUUGCUUCUUGUGUGGUGAAGGACAGGGCAAGAGACCAUGAAUUAGCUCCUGAUGACUUGUUUGAUCUAGUUUCGUCUAUAUUCACCAGCUGCUGAGUCCACUUUCACUAUCUCCACUUGAGUUCCUACCUCCUGACCUGGUGUCUUCUGCACAGAAAGGAAUCAAACUGGAAUGAGAUGUGGUAGAGGAAUCAUUAUCUGGGAUCCUUGGGUUUUCCUGCAGGUUGUCUGUGUGCUGUAUUGCACAGAACUGGGUGCUGGUGGGGAGGUGGAUACAUCUCUAGGUAUGAGCAUAGAAACAGGCCAACCUUGGGAAAAUAAUUCACUCUGGUAGCACUGGAUGUCUGUUGGCUGCUAGAGAACCUCACUUUUCAGAUGCACAGAAAACAUUUCCAGGUGUAUGGUCAGUGUUCUGAGAUUGGAUAAGGGAAGUGGUGAAGAGCUGUCUGAAGAGUCUUAAUCACUCUUUGUGACUUUUGGUGGCAUGCCUAACUGUUCUGUGGAGCACUUUAUCUCAGCAUCUAUCUUAAUGCAGCAGAUCAGUGAGGAACUCUGGGCACUGUUCCUAUCUCUAACUCAUAGUUUGCUACAGCAUGUAUUCAUGCUCACAACACAAUAUACUCUGCUACUGAACUGAGUACCAUUCAGCCUGGCAGGAACAGCGGUCUGCUGAACAACCAGAGUAACACAAUAUAUAAGUUUGCUGUGCAGAGUUAGAAUUCUCAGAAAACUGAUGAGAGCCUCUCCACAAUACUUGGAUUUCUGCUGUACACAGACAGAAGCUGCAUUACAUCCUCCAUGUACGGAAGGACAUCCUGCAGAGACAUGUUUGCUCUAUAUAAGGUCAAAAUUGGCUAAAUGAGCCAAAUCUCUAACGGUUAAUAAAUUUUACAGGACAAAGAAUUUCAAAUUAUGCAGUGCCUGCAUAUACAUACAAAAGGGCAUAGCCCUUGUACACAGAGGAUGAUGUUCCUCUUGAGUACUCCAGGCUCAAGAGAUUAGGGAUGGAUGAGGAAAUUAUACUGAUUACACAUCUAUGUGGAGAGAAGGGCACCAAGAACUUUAUCUCAAAACUGAUCGAGUAACUUGCAGUCACUGAUUUCUAUGCUGGGAUGCCUAUGAAGCCCCCUCCUCAUGUCCUGCCCCCCUGUAGGAUGGAAAUGAGAAGUUAGAAGGAGCUCUUGGAAAUUGGACUAGGGCAAGUCUCCACCCUGUAUUUAGAGUUGAAUAUAAGCUGAUAUAUAGAUAUAUAGAUAUAUAGAUAUAUAACUGCAUAACAUAUCUACUGUACAGUAUAUAGAAAUAUUCAUACAAUCUGGGGAAUAGUUAGAAAUCUUUCUGUUGCUUGCUUUCAGCAAGGAUAGGAAGAGGUGCUCCUCCCCAGGAGAACACUGUUCUAAUGCUUGAGUCCAUAUAAUACACACAAAACAUUAAAAGAAAGGUUAUUUUCUGUUUUUCUUGGCAAAUCUCAUGCGUCUGAGUUUAUUUGUGUCUAGCUGUAUUUCCUCCAGCUUUGUGGGUAGACUUGAUUCCAGCCCAAAUCUGCCAUUUGGACCUCUUUACUCCCUGCUAGCUCAUUCCUGAGCUGCUACCUGCUUCACUCAUGAAUCACAGGUCUUUCUAGGAGCUCAUU